Messenger RNA from Knipowitschia caucasica, 624 nucleotides. The record is from the annotation of a GenBank genome assembly. NCBI's taxonomy places the organism in Eukaryota, Metazoa, Chordata, Actinopteri, Gobiiformes, Gobiidae.
AUGAGCAAAGGGAGGGGUUCAAAAGCAGCAACAGAGGCAUCACAACCAAGACAUAUUUCCAUGGAUCCUGUGGAUAUUACAGACAUUGUUGGAGGAGUCAUCGACACAUCGCUGUCCAUCGGUUCACUUGUUGCUAAAGUUAUUCCAACACAUCGUGCAUGCAGUGUGGAACUCUCCAAUGACACCUCAGCAUACUCUCUCUGCAACCCGUGUGUGUUUGUCAAAAGUGGACACUGCUCCACUCCCCUUCCACCUGUCAUUCUGCCCUCCACCCCCGCCACGGCUCAAUUCUCCAAGACGCCAUAUCGGGCUCACGGAUCGGCCGGAGUCUUCACCUAUGAUGUGUGCGAUGCAGCCAGGAACGUUUUGGCAAAGGUGGUCGUCAUGUUCAAGGUCCCUUUUAACAAGAAGAAGAACCCCAUAAUGUACGGAGUGGGCCUUUUUGACGUGAACAGGCCCUGUGACUGUGAGCUGUACACAGAGAUGUCAAAAAACAUCGGCCCGUUUGUGUCUGGGAGAGCCAAAGGACCAUCCCUCGUGUACAAAGGGUUAAAUCUCUCCAUCUUGGCUUCAAUGUCGGACUGUUACACCCCUGUCAUGAAGUUGCACGUGAUGGAAGAGUGA